CAGUUUGUUUCUUUUCAGACCCCAGCGCGGGCGGUAUGGGCAACCCGGGCGUGGGCGGCGCGGGCGCACAGCAGUACGGCGAGGUGAACCAGCUGGGCGGCGUGUUCGUCAACGGUCGGCCGCUGCCCAACGCCGUACGCCUGCGGAUUGUGGAGCUAGCCCAGUUAGGGAUCAGGCCAUGUGACAUCAGUCGACAGUUAAGGGUGUCCCAUGGGUGCGUGUCGAAGAUCUUAGCGCGAUACCACGAAACGGGCUCCAUACUGCCAGGAGCUAUUGGGGGCUCCAAACCCAGGGUCACCACACCUAAGGUUGUUUCCUACAUAAAACAGUUGAAAGCGAAAGACCCCGGUAUCUUCGCGUGGGAGAUCCGCGACAGACUGCUGGCGGACGGCGUCUGCGACAAGUACAACGUGCCCUCAGUCUCCAGCAUCAGCAGGAUACUGAGGAAUAAGCUGGGAGGCGGCGGACUGUACCCCGUGCCCCCGCUGUACCCUGUACCCCCGCAGAGGUGUUGGCCUCUACAUCAGCCUUACGACUAUUAUGUGUACCUUCAGGGUCGACAGCACGCAGCGAGCAAUCCCCACUCGCUGCCCCACCCUCACCAGCAACCGCCGCCUCCUCACCACACGCACGCACUCUGACAAACGUGCUGUCUAAUUCGCGCUAUUUCCUGACAGCUGCGCUACUCGUUAGACGCCGGUUCCUGAAGGAAGCACAUACUCUCAAGCUAAACAUCGUUUCCAGACCAAACCGUACGCAUUAUGAGCGCGCUAGUCGCCGAUAAAGUGCCAAUAGUGAAACUGUUGACGCGCUAUACGGUAAUCUGAAAAUCUGAAAAGUGCGCUAUUUCCCACAAACGUGAUCUGUGCAGUGUAUUGUGCGGUUUAUAAGACAGUGGAGUAUUUGACUGGGAGGACGAGUGCAAUUCAUGAGGACCAUUCUUAAAGUGCAGAGACAUUGUAGAUAUAAGAUUUAAAGCACCAUGACUGAAAAGGUUGAAGCAUUUGGUAAGGGUUACGUGAUAAUGCUCAACUGAGUGAUAGUGUUGUGGUAGAUGUGACGUGAUUAAAUUAUAUUUGUUUUUGUUGCAUGUCAAAAAAAUAUAGACAACGGCUAAGAUCUGGAUAUCAAUAUGAAAUUGAAGUGUCAUAUUUUUUAUUUUGCGGUUGGGGCAUGAAAGGCAAUGAAAAUAUUUGUCAGUGUUGCCAACAAGGUUUACGAAUGAUUACAAAGUAUUAAACAAUUAGUGUAAAUAAUUAUCUAUUAAUUACAGCGUU
Molecule: messenger RNA, 1277 nt
Organism: Ostrinia furnacalis (Asian corn borer)
Lineage: Eukaryota; Metazoa; Arthropoda; Insecta; Lepidoptera; Crambidae
Gene: Poxm
Product: paired box pox-meso
Exons: 5
Coding region: 36-641 (201 amino acids)
Biological process (GO): anatomical structure development; regulation of transcription by RNA polymerase II
Molecular function (GO): DNA-binding transcription factor activity, RNA polymerase II-specific; RNA polymerase II cis-regulatory region sequence-specific DNA binding
Source: RefSeq, a predicted model, not a curated record